AGCGGCUCUGGAAUUGACUGGAUGGGUAUCCUUAAAACAUUCUUUUUCUUUGACAGGUCACAAUGUACGUAUUUUCCAUUGGCACGUCACUGGACUUUUGAUGAUAGAAUUCGUAGAAAUCAUUUUUUACGUUCUGUCCCAUGUGAUUUUCUUCUCUCUCGAAAUUCACGACCUUGAUGCUUCCUUCCAGCCACGUAAUCCAUCGUACCAGAAGUGAAAAACAAAUAACAGAGCCGCCCAAAAGCCUACUAUGGCUACUACGAUUUCUCUUAACUAUGGCCGAUUACCGUUCAGAGUUGGACUUUAGGCCAUAAUUGCUACUUCUCUUCGGUUAUUUAUUUCUCAGAUUGGCUUCUCCUUCUGGCAAAUCUAGAAGUGGAAUCGAUGUUGCUCGUCAAUGCUUUAGCCGUAGCUCGAAUGACGACGAGAGAUUUCGCUCUGCAAAAUGAUGUCGCUUUAGGAUCAUUUCAAUGGUUACUUUACGCAGGAAUCUCAUGCUUGCUCGUCCUCUUCGCUGGUAUCAUGUCUGGUUUAACGCUUGGUUUGAUGUCUCUUACUCUCGUCGAUCUUGAAAUCCUUCAAAGGAGUGGAACCCCUGCAGAGAAGAAGCAAGCGGCUGCUAUCCUUCCAGUUGUUCAAAAGCAACACCAGCUCCUUGUGACUUUGCUUCUAUGCAAUGCUUGUGCCAUGGAGGUAAUUGUGCAACUGGGAUUUCCUCUUCUAAUGAUAUGCUAAAGAUUUAGCUUGAAGUUAUAAAUAAUAAUAAUAAUAAAAAUUAAAUCGUUGCUUAUAAUUAUAUGCCUAGCAUGCUGCUUCUUUUUUCUAUUUGGCUAGAAAUAUGGUGCCUGCAAUCAUAUGCAAUGCUUUAUUGACCAGAACAGUUAGUCUACUAAUGUCAGGUUAUAAGGACCCACACACAUAGAGGGUGAGUAUGCUUUGUUUACUAGGUUAAAAAUAGAAUUUAAAAUUUGUACCCUCAAAACUACUACUAUUAACAGCAAAAAAAAAAAAAAAAAAACCAGAAGUGAAAAGAGACAAAAGUUAGGGUGAUGCGGAUCCGGAUUCCAAGGACUGAAAUCGGAUCACUUAGGGCCCACAAGAAUGACUAAAAAUCUCAAAUUUAAUGAUUGAGGGGCAAUAUUGUAAAUUCAGAAACAACCAUGUGCAUUACUGAUAUUAUAACAAGUGACAGGGAUGACAAAAAUAGGAAAAUUAAAAGAGGGGGUGUUCUGUAAUUGAUAAAGUAGGGAGGAACUAAUAGAACACACUUUUCAGUAUAAGGGGUUUAUUUGUAAAUUAAAGUAACUAUCCUUAGUUGUAAUUUCAGAAACCCUAUCCUCUUCUUCUUCUUCACGAUAGAACACAAAACGGUAACCAAGUGUAGACUUUCAAAGGAGUGAACUCCCUCACCAAAGUUGCUGGAUCUGCAAGUUUAGGACAAGGAUCGAAACCCCAAGCCCUAUUGGAUGCACUUGACAACCAGCAGUGAUAGACUCCACCAGCAGGAACUAAUUUAUUCUGCAACUCAGUCUAUCGCAGGUACAGAACCAGAUCUGAACUUCUGGUCAGAGCUUCCGGUAGAGACCAAACUUGGUCUUGGAUCUGUGUAUGGUGAGUCGUUUCUAUUGUAGGAAUGAGUCCCAAAAA
Macadamia integrifolia is the source of this 1647-nucleotide messenger RNA. Its product is annotated as DUF21 domain-containing protein At4g14240-like. The transcript is spliced from 2 exons. NCBI's taxonomy places the organism in Eukaryota, Viridiplantae, Streptophyta, Magnoliopsida, Proteales, Proteaceae. Bases 385 to 735 code for a protein of 116 amino acids. The record is from RefSeq and is a predicted model, not a curated record. Gene Ontology annotation, biological process: magnesium ion homeostasis. Gene Ontology annotation, cellular component: intracellular membrane-bounded organelle.